Molecule: messenger RNA, 459 nt
Organism: Microsporum canis CBS 113480
Lineage: Eukaryota; Fungi; Ascomycota; Eurotiomycetes; Onygenales; Arthrodermataceae
Exons: 2
Coding region: 1-459 (152 amino acids)
Source: RefSeq, a predicted model, not a curated record
AUGAGAGAGUGUGAAGAAGAAGAAGAAGGAAGGGAAGAGGAAGAGGAAGAGGCUGUUGCUGAGAGAAGUUCGAAGAUGAAGAAAGGACUUGAUAAACUUGGCCCAUUGUCUGCUUUAUAUAUUCACUGUCUGGCCAGCGACGCCCGAUUAAUAUCAACAAAAAACCGGCCGUAUGAAUAUAUCAAUAGAAUGGCGUCCUUUGAUCAAUAUAACAAGGUGGAUAGCUGUCGAGUAGACCCAGCACUCGGUUCAUUGAAGCAGCCCUCAUGUUUCCCACCAUCCCACCUCGUAGCUGUACCCACACGCAUUGUAGGAUAUCAGGUGAGGGAAACCCGUGAGCACAAAACAUACAACUUGCGAUUUGGUUGCAAGCUUUGUCUUGAUUUGACACAGCCACCUCUCUCUUUGGCGAUAAUGAGAAGCCAGCAAGCCUCCUCCCUGAUCAACUGCAGUGUAUAG